This is a messenger RNA of Mus musculus (house mouse), 6816 nucleotides long. It is a transcript of the gene Fem1a, whose product is annotated as fem 1 homolog a. NCBI's taxonomy places the organism in Eukaryota, Metazoa, Chordata, Mammalia, Rodentia, Muridae. The coding region runs from base 117 to 2081 and encodes 654 amino acids. The transcript has a single exon. The record is from RefSeq and is marked validated. Gene Ontology annotation, cellular component: cytoplasm; mitochondrion. Gene Ontology annotation, biological process: negative regulation of inflammatory response; protein ubiquitination.
UUCGCGGCGGCCAUUUUAUUCCUCCCGGAGACCCGCUAAGAUGACAGCCCGGGAGAAGGUGAAGGUUGUCUCUGGCGACCGGCGGCCCGGCUAGAUCCAGCAGCGAGGCUUCCAGCAUGGAUCUGCACACAGCGGUGUACAAUGCGGCGCACGACGGCAAGCUGCCGCUGCUGCAGAAGCUGCUGGCCGGCCGUGGGCGUGAGGAGCUGGAGGAGCUGCUGGGUGAGGUGGCCGGCGGUGGCACGCCACUGCUAAUCGCAGCGCGCCGUGGACACCUAGACGUGGUGGAGUAUCUGGUGGACCACUGCGGCGCCAGCGUGGAGGCGAGCGGCUCCGUGCACUUCGAUGGCGAGACCAUCGAGGGCGCGCCGCCGCUCUGGGCAGCGUCGGCCGCGGGUCACCUGGCCGUGGUGCGUAGCCUUCUGCGCCGAGGCGCCUCGGUCAACCGCACCACGCGCACCAACUCCACGCCGCUGCGCGCCGCCUGCUUCGACGGCCACCUGGACGUGGUACGCUACCUGGUGGGCGAGCACAAGGCGGACCUGGAGGUGGCCAAUCGCCACGGCCACACGUGCCUUAUGAUCUCCUGCUACAAGGGCCACCGCGAGAUCGCGCGCUACCUGCUGGAGCGCGGCGCACAGGUGAACCGGCGCAGCGCCAAGGGCAACACCGCCCUGCACGACUGUGCAGAAUCUGGCAGCCUGGAGAUCCUACAGCUGCUGCUGGGCUGCCACGCGCGCAUGGAGCGCGACGGCUAUGGCAUGACCCCGCUGCUGGCCGCCAGCGUCACCGGGCACACCAACAUCGUGGAGUACCUCAUCCAGGAACAGCCGGGCCACGAGCAGCUCUCAGGGACAGAGCUUCCCGGGGAAGGCUCCUCCCAGGUGGCAGGAAACCACUGCUCCACCCCAGAAGAAGCAGAACCGUAUGAGAGCUGCUGCCCUACCAGCCGGGAAGCAGCUGUGGAAGCUUUGGAGCUGCUGGGUGCCACCUACGUGGAUAAGAAAAGGGAUCUGCUUGGAGCCCUGAAGCACUGGAGAAGGGCGAUGGAACUCCGUCACCAGGGUGGAGGCUACCUCCCUAAGCCGGAGCCCCAGCAACUGGUUCUGGCCUAUGACUAUUCCAGGGAGGUGACUACACCCCAAGAGUUGGAAGCCCUCAUUACAGAUCCUGAUGAAAUGCGGAUGCAGGCGCUGCUGAUACGGGAGAGAAUCUUGGGCCCCUCACAUCCUGACACUUCAUACUACAUACGGUACCGGGGUGCUGUCUAUGCGGACUCCGGGAAUUUCGAGCGCUGUAUCCGUCUGUGGAAGUAUGCCUUGGACAUGCAACAAAACAACUUGGAGCCCCUGAGCCCCAUGACCGCCAGCAGCUUCCUGUCGUUUGCAGAGCUCUUCUCCUACGUGCUGCAGGACCGCUCGGCCAAGGGCAACCUGGGCAUGCAGCUUGGCUUUGCCGACCUCAUGGGUGUGCUCAGCAAAGGGGUUCGGGAAGUGGAGCGGGCUCUGCAGUUGCCCAAGGAACCGGGUGACUCCGCACAGUUCACCAAAGCCAUUGCCAUCAUCCUCCACCUUCUGUACCUAUUGGAGAAGGUGGAGUGCACCCCCAGCCAGGAACACCUCAAGCACCAGACAGUCUACCGCCUGCUCAAGUGUGCCCCUCGCGGUAAAAACGGCUUCACCCCACUACACAUGGCGGUGGACAAGGAGACCACCAACGUGGGCCGGUAUCGUGUGGGCGUCUUCCCAUCGCUGCAGGUGGUCAAGGUGCUGUUGGACUGCGGAGCAGACCCUGACAGCAGGGAUUUCGACAACAACACCCCACUGCACAUCGCUGCCCAGAAUAAUUGCCCGGCCAUCAUGGAUGCUCUCAUCGAAGCUGGGGCCCACAUGGACGCCACCAAUGCCUUCAAAAAGACUGCCUACGAGCUGCUGGACUCGAAGCUGUUGGCUAAGAGCACCGUGCAGCCUUUCAAUUAUGUGACACUGCAGUGCCUAGCUGCCCGUGCCCUGGACAGGAACAAGGUCCCUUAUAAGGGCUUCAUCCCAGAGGAGCUGGAGGCCUUCAUCCAGUUGCAUUGAGCCUAGCCCAGCUGUUGGUGCCCACUUGGGCCUUACUCCUCCAAGCAGAAGCAUCCAGGCCCUAUGGCCUGCUGGAGUGAACCCAGCUGCUGAUUCUAGAAGCCUUCAGGGUCACAUGGUAGGAAGACGGUCUUUUUUUCUGUGGAAGUGCAAAAACAAAAACCCGGAUGCCUGAGCCUCCCCAGUGGCAUGCUUCUGUCUGGGUCUGGAGGCCUCUGCACUGUCCUAGAGUCCUGCAGUGAGCAAAGCUGUCUCCUUCCUGUGGUGGGCACUGACCACCUAGAUGUUUGCAUUUGGUUUUUCCUUUUCUAAGCAGAUGGGCAGCAGCCUGGAGCCCAUGUUGUGAGGGUUUUUCUGUCUGUUUUCACUGGUUUCUGUUUGUUGGACUUAGUAAUGACUGAGUUGAGAGUUGCCAGUAUUUUGCAGUGGCCACAGCUGAGAACAGCAUGAACUGUGUGUGCAGAUCUGUGACCAAGAUCCUGGGAAGCCUCCUCAGUUCUGUGCUGAUUAGAGAGAGGACUAUCUCCCAAGAAAGCCCAGAGCCAGUUGCAAGAGCCACAGCCAGGCAGACACUGGUGCCUUCUGUCCCGCCCUCUGGAUGGACAGACAGUUCCCAACCUUGGGACACAGCUGGAACUGCCAGGCAGAUGGUGACCAGGCCACCUGGCCACCAGGUUCACAUCUGUGCCACACUUGUCACACUGUCACCUUCAUCGCUGAGGACCUGACCCCUCUUUUGUUGAGGAGUCCCCGGUAUCCCAAUAACUUCUGGGGAUGGGCUUCUAACCAAGAUAGGGGAAGGUGGGGGGCUGCCAGCCAGGGUAGCGAUGGACCCAUGUGGUACUAGCUUGGCCCACGUGAGACCCUGUGUGCAGCCCCAGAACCACAAAAAGUUACUGAACAGCUGCCUAUGACUCCACCAGCUCUCGAUUCCAUCAUAUGUGGUGAGUGGUUCACCCUGGAUUAGGCCAAAGCAGGAGGUACUCAUCCCCGGCCGUAGAAGCCAGCUACAUGGAUAGGAAGUCAUGUGUAGAGGGGCCAGUCCCUCCCUCAGCCAUUUAAGCCACAUAAACUGUCCCUUGAGGACCGUCAGUGUGUGAUUGCAGUGCUAGGUAGAUUCUCUGUAUAAGCAAACUUUAGGCCUUACUGGGCAGGGUCUCGCUGCUCCACCCUGCCAAAGCUCAGGGCAAACAUGAACCCCUUUGAGUCUUGGCACUGAUAUUUAUGGAUUAAAAUGCAGGUAUGUGAAGAUGUCUGCCUAGCUGUUAUUUAAUGUAGCUAGGUAGAGCGGGAGCCAGGUGAGUGCCUGUCAAGCAUGCGUGGUGGCACACACCCAACAUCUUAGCACUUCCAGGGCUGAGGCAGGAGGAUCAUAAGUUGGAGGCCACGGGAGUAGACAGUAAGUUCAAGAAUAGCCUGGGGGUAUUGUAAUAAGAGUAUUUUAAGACUCCCUACCCUCUCAAAACUGUCUCCUAUGAAGUGUAGCACUAGUGAGCAUUUACUGAGUCCCUGCUGCACCCCACGUGCUCAAAUGUACCACCUGGUUCACAGCAGCUGCCUUCUGAUGGAACCAGUACCAUUCAGGUAUCUCAGGUGGAGCAAGUUCAGAGAGGUUACACUAAUGGUGUGCCUGGGGAGGGACACAGAGCACAUGAGAAAAUAUCAGACUCAAACCCUCUGUCUCAGUGGCUGACAUGUUUAGAUCCACUCCCCUACCUCAGCACCUUGAACAUAUAUCUCAUGGGUCCUUCCAUAACCACUGACUUCCGACCUCAAAUUUAAGAGGAACAAUUGUUUGAACCCCAUGUUCUUCAUGCUGUCAGAAUUAGGAAAUUUGACCUGGGGCCUGAACAUUCUUCUGGGAGGGUUAAUACAGCGGGUCCCAGAGGCUGCCUCCAGCCAGGUUCUUCCUAGGUGGAACAGCAGGAUCAAAGAACAGAUUCCUGCCAAGCCACCACAGGGCCCACCCAGCCUUAACUCUAUGCUACCUGUAAUUGAACAGGCCUGUGUCACCUGUGUACUCUUUAGCCAAUUACAGUAGCCUGUGAAUGGGCUGCAGUGAUUUUAAAGACUAAAGCAGGGUAUUGUGGGUGUGUUCUAGAGGCAGAGGCAGGUGACUCUUUCUGAGUUUAAGGUCAUCUUGGUCUACGUAGUUCUAGGAUAGGUAUAACUACUUAGACUCCCCCCUCACCCUCCCCCCCCAAAAAACAAAAAGAUUAGUGCAGGAGAGACGGCUCAGUGGUAAGUGCCUGUGAGACUCCAGUUUAACCCCUCAAUACCAUAGCAAGUGGGCAGAUUAGACUGGGAGCAAGGGCGGGAGACAUGCCCCUAACCAGCUCUGGCUGGUUCUCUGGUCUCUAUUCAUGUAGAUAGCACAGCCCGUUCCUGUGGUGCCACAUGGCUGUACCAGUGUCUGGUAUUUCUAAGUAGGGAGUGUCCUGACCCCAGGUUAAACAUAGCCCAGCACAGAACCACCUCACUUGGCACUCAGUCAGAUCUACAGAGGGCCCAGCAGGAUGAAAGACAGCACAGCAGGUGUGGGGCAGAGUCUGGCCUGCACUUGCAAGGCUGCAGAGGAGAACGUGGGCCUGGCUCUGCACAUUUGAGAUGCCACCCUAGGGGCUCCCCACCCUCAGCCCUCAUGACUUGUUAAAUCCUGUCAAGAAGCAAGCUUGAACCAGAUGUGCUGUCUGUCACACACCGUCAGUCCCUGAGCUCGAGAGGCAGAUGGACAAAAACAAGCAACAAAUACCAAGUGAGCUUGAUUGACUCUGACCUGCAGAAGCCUUCCUAGAUCAUGAACUGCCUCCCCAGGGUGCUUCCCUCACAGCCAAUUGCUUGUUUGCUUUUAAAAUUAUGUGUGUGUGCCAGAUGUGAUGGUACAUGCCUCGGGCAGAGGCAGGUGGGUCUCUAUAAGUUCUAGGCCAGCCUGGUCUACAGAGAGUUCCAGGACAGCCAGGACAAGCCCUGUCUUGACCCUGCCCCCCAAAAAUGUGUAUGUGAUGGGGUGUGUGCAUUUGAGCGCAGGGCCUGCAGAGGCCGCGUAGGUCCGUCUCCCUGGAGCUGGAGUUAUAGUGGACGUGAGCCACCUGAUGUGGGUUCUGGGAAUCUGGGCUAACUGCUGAGCCAUCUCACCAGCCCUUUGCUCUUAAUCUCUUUAGGCAGAGUUUCAUGUUGUCCAAGCUGGUCUUGAACUGCCUCCUGGCUGAGAUCACUGCCAUGUGACAGCGUGCUCAGUUUAUAAAACUGACCGUGUUCACAUCUAUAGAUCAGUGGUUUUUAGAGUAUCCUCAGAGCUGUACAAUCAUUGCCAUUUCCAGAGGUCCCCCCAGAAGUUUAUUUCAGGCCUGGGGUGCAGUCAGCAGUAAACAUUGGUGAGCAUGGAGCCCUGGGGUCUACCCCAAGCCCUGGGAAAAAUACUUUUUAAAAACAGUAAAGUUUGCUUAUAGAAAAAAAAAAUCUCAGUAGUGGCAGAUGACUGGGAUGAGUGAGGCUGGAUCACCAGCAAUAAAAUUAUGAGACUACAAAAGUCAGAAUGUGAGAGCUACAGAGCAGUGGACACGGGGCUGGCCAGCAUUCCAGCCUGACAAGUGGGCAUUGACCAGCCCACAUCUGGUGAAGGAUCUGAGAACCCCUGGGGCAAGAGUGGUGGACCUAAGUCUUCAGGAAGAAGAAAACCCCUUUCACUUCCCUGGGAGUCUGAUUGCCUUCCUAGACUGCUUAAGUGCCUGGUCCACAGGACAGGCUAAAAAUAAAAGCCCCACCCUGGCAUCUGGCAGGAGACUACCCUCUUUGGGCACCAACUCCAGGCAUAACAGUGACAUUCAGUUUCACCUUAUAAUCUUGGAGACUGACUCUACCCUCUCUGCCUCAGUUUUCCUGCCUGCAAGAUGUGGAAGGGGCAUUAUGCCCCUCAGGAAUGCUAGCUGAGUGACAGCUGUUGCUAUCUUUGUCCCAGGGCUGGAAUUCUCACCAGACAGGCAGGGAGUGCUCAUGAGCUCAGGCUGCUGCCCAUGGUGCCUCCUGAUGGAAAAGUCUUCAUUGCCCAGCUACCUUGGCAUCCCCCAGCACUUCCCACACCCCUCAACAUGUCAUGAUCGGCACGAAGCCCAGGUUGAACUCAAACUCACUGUGUAGCUGUAGCUGAAGUUGACCUUGAAUCUUGGAUCAACUGAGAGUGGAGUCUGGGGUUUCAUGUCUGACAGCUGAGAUCAGCUCGUUGGCCUAGUGUGUGCUCCCCCUCCAUGCUAUAGAAACAUUGGCUUCCCUGGGUCUCUGAGAGGCUCCAUGCUUACUUCCCAGGCUCUGCUCUCCCUCCGUCUUCCAGGAUGCCCCUCUAGGAGCUGCCCCAGAGGACCUAGGAUGCCCACCUCCUCAGCAUCCCCACCUCAGGUGAGUAAAGCUCUGAGCUCACAAAGGUACAAGCAGGAACCACAGAAGGCAUCUUUGGCAUACAGUAGAUGCUGAACACACUUGAGUCCAUCAUGAGGGGGUAAUAAGUCUCACCAGCAGGAAGAGAACAGCGGCCAAGAUGAUCAGAAAUCCAAGUUAAACAUCAGUUGAAAGUCAAAUGUUAAAAAAAAAAGUCAAAUGUUUAUUGUGGGAGCUGAAUGACUGGAGCAUAUGGAGUUCUGGUUGGUUGGUUGGUUGUUGUGGAUGUUUCUGUUUUUUGGAAAUAGGGUCUCACUGUGUAUCCCAGGCUGGCCUGGCAUAAAUUUUAGGGUUUUUGUUUGUU